AUGCCUACCCCCGGUUCAAAGAAGCCACAGCGUCGGUUUCAAUUCAUUGACAAUAGUGAUGUCACCUCACUGGGGUCCAACUCCACCCAAGUACGGCGCCAUGUCAUGCAGGAAUACAUGAGGGAGAAGCGAUGGGAGGCUCGCACCCAGUCCAAUGCUGCCGAGGGAGAGCAAGCUCCGACUCGAAAAAAGCCAGAAAAGCCUGGAUCGCAGACACGAUCGCGCCAGCGAGGUCUACAGAGUGGAUUUUCGGUUGCCACAGGCUCUAGGCACUCAGGGAGGGUCAGCAACGGAAGAGUUGACGCAACGAGCGACCUAGAUGAGUCUGUCGAAGAGAUCGAUCGUCACACUCCCCAUCUUGUGGUGGGACGGUCGAAGCCUUCGACUGCCUUCCGCCUAGGGUCGAGGGCCUUUGCCAAGUUGGCAGAUAUGAUCCCCAACCCUGCAUUCACUCCGCCAUCCUCCACCAAGUCCAGCGAUUCAUCGUCACCUCAUAAACCCCGUUGGCCGUCGACCGGGUCGUCCUCUCUCAGCCCGGAGCCCCAGUCAUAUCUGAGUGCUGCUCGCACCGACCCGUUUGACGCUCUACCAAUGGAACUAAGCCCUCAAGACCAGGAACUUUUUGAUUUCUAUGCGAAUGUCAUGCCAGCGUGCUCGUACGGUUUUGAAAGACGUAGUCCACUUGCACACAAUUGGUAUCUGACGGUCUUCAUUCCCGAAGCCAUGAAAGGGGCUGUGUGUUUUCAGAACACCAUCCUCGUCCACGCCGCCAACACGCAGGCCUGGGUCCAAGGUCUUCCAGAGACACGUCUUGCUAUUGAGCAUCGGGCUAAAGCAUCGCAACUGCUCCUUCAUCACUAUCAGCAGUACCCACAUGACACCUCAGAUGCUACAAUAUCAGCCACGAUCUCUGCCGCGGCAUUGGAAGACUUUGACCCGCGCAUGGAACGCCGUGUAUACGCAUGGAUGCACUGGGAAGCGGUGGUGCAAAAGAUCAGGGAUCGGGGUGGACCUGCGGCGCUGGUUCAAAACAACAGACUACAGAUGCUGAUCAAUUGGUCCGAUUACAUCUUUUCGGGUUAUAAAGGCCACGGUGCUACAUUCUACUUUGACCAUCAGUCAUCGCCGCGUCACCUAACGGACCAAGAGGCGGAGGUUAUCGCCCGUGCUGAGAUCGCCGAGCAGUGUGACGAGUUCAUCACCUUCCUCAAAUGUGCCGAACAUCUUGCCCUUGUUCAAGCCGGCCUGCAGACCAACCCGAUCUCAAGAAGCCAGCAACCCUUGCGCUAUUCUGUCUUUUCACCUGGACAGCCUCUUUACAAUCUUCUUGCAAGCCCGAAUGGACCCCGCUACACGGAGACGGGACAGUUUAAACAGAUUAUUUCCAGGCUAGCUGCCUUGAUGACGAUCAACACAGCCAUUUGGGAGUACCGGCACUCGACGGAAUACAGCGAAGCGUUCUUUGCUGAGCUAAUGGACAACAUCAUGCACAACGAGCUGGAUCGACAUAUUUCAGUGGAAGCACUGAUACAAAUAUUACUGAGUGGGAGUAACAAUCCUGCCUUGUUGCAUACCGAAAGACCAUGGUUUGUUGGCAGAAUGCUGAAAGUGUCCAAGCGCUUGUCCCGACCAACUUUCGAGAGGCUGAACGACUUGCUCCUGAACUUCUUGUCGUUGGGGUCGGGGCUCGCGCCCGUCAUGGUGAGCUGGGAAGACGAGCUUCGCGCAGAGAUUCUGCAGGCCCCUUUGGUCAGCUAUCGGUCCCGCUUCAUGCUGGAACCACCAUGA
This is a messenger RNA of Cladophialophora immunda, 1788 nucleotides long. RefSeq lists its product as uncharacterized. The transcript has a single exon. NCBI's taxonomy places the organism in Eukaryota, Fungi, Ascomycota, Eurotiomycetes, Chaetothyriales, Herpotrichiellaceae. The record is from RefSeq and is a predicted model, not a curated record. The coding region runs from base 1 to 1788 and encodes 595 amino acids.